CGUGUCUCCCCCGAGGAGAACAUGACUGCCCUCCUGCCGCUGCUGCUGGGCCUCAGCCUGGGCUGCACCGGAGCAGGAGGCUUUGUGGCCCACGUGGAAAGCACCUGUCUGCUGGAUGACGAUGGGACUCCAAAAGAGUUCACAUAUUGUAUCUCCUUCAACAAGGAUUUACUGACCUGCUGGGAUCCCCUGCAGGCCAGUAUGGUCCCUUGUGAAUUUGGGGUACUGAACGGCUUGGCCAAAUAUCUCUCAGAUUACCUCAACCAUAAGGAAAGCCUGAUCCAACGCUUAUCCAACGGGCUGCAGGACUGUGCCACACACACCCAGCCCUUCUGGAGAUCUCUGACCCACAGGACACGACCGCCAUCUGUGCAAGUAGCUAAAACCACUCCUUUUAACACAAGGGAGACUGUGAUGCUGGCCUGCUACGUGUGGGGCUUCUAUCCAGCUGAUGUGACCAUCACGUGGAGGAAGAACGGGCAGCCGGUCCUCCCUCACAGCAGCGCCUAUAAAAUCGCCCAGCCCAACGGAGACUGGACAUACCAGACCGUCUCCCAUUUGGCCACAACCCCCUCUUUUGGGGACACCUACACCUGUGUGGUAGAGCACAGUGGCGCUCUUGAACCCAUCCUUCAGGACUGGACUCCUGGGCUAUCGCCAGUGCAGACAGUAAAGGUUUCCGCGUGUGCUGUGACUCUGGGCCUGGGCCUCAUCAUCUUCUCUCUUGGUUUGCUCAGCUGGCGGAGAGCUGCCCCCUCUUGCUACGUUUUCCUCCCAGGGUCCAAUUAUCCAGAAGAUCAGCACAUUUCCUAGAGGCAGAAUCCUACAACUUCCUCUCCACGUGAGGAGAUUCAAACUCUUUUUUUUUUUUCCCCAUGGUAUGCGGGCCUCUCACUGUUGUGGCCUCUCCCGUUGUGGAGCACAGGCUCCGGACUCGCAGGCC
Molecule: messenger RNA, 943 nt
Organism: Mesoplodon densirostris (Blainville's beaked whale)
Lineage: Eukaryota; Metazoa; Chordata; Mammalia; Artiodactyla; Ziphiidae
Product: HLA class II histocompatibility antigen, DM beta chain
Exons: 6
Coding region: 22-813 (263 amino acids)
Biological process (GO): antigen processing and presentation of exogenous peptide antigen via MHC class II; peptide antigen assembly with MHC class II protein complex; immunoglobulin production involved in immunoglobulin-mediated immune response
Cellular component (GO): late endosome membrane; MHC class II protein complex; lysosomal membrane
Molecular function (GO): MHC class II protein complex binding
Source: RefSeq, a predicted model, not a curated record